Didymodactylos carnosus is the source of this 1542-nucleotide messenger RNA. NCBI's taxonomy places the organism in Eukaryota, Metazoa, Rotifera, Eurotatoria, Philodinida, Philodinidae. The record is from the annotation of a GenBank genome assembly.
AUGAGUGAAACAUCAGCAAUUCAACGACCAAGUACAUCAUGUCAAAUGAGACGAAAUUUAGAUCGAGAAACUGUGAAUAAUGGUUUAUCACGUAGUUAUACAUUUGCUGAAGACAAAUCAACAGCUGUUCUACCAUCAUCAUCACCAAAAAAACAAGCACGAUCAACACAAAAUGUUUCAUUGUUAAAUGAACGUAUUGGCUAUAAUUUAUUAAGUAAUGAUAAUUGGCGACGUGAAACAGUGGAUGAUUUACGUUUAAAUUCAAAAGUAAUUGAACAGAGUGAUCAAAAUAUUUUAUACGGUAAAGGAGUCGAUCCACUGCCUCAUGUCAAAGAACUAUUGAAUGAAUUAAGUAAUGAUCAAGCAUUUCUAUACGCUAGACAAUGUCGUUUGGUGGUAGCAAAACUAAGAUUAUGUUGGUCAGAUGUUAACGAAGAAAUAAAAUCAUUAUCCAAACAUAAAGAAUAUACAGAAGCAGCACUUGAUCAUAUUCGAAAAGAUUUAAUUAUUAAUAAGGAAAGUGUUGAUAUUCGGAAAAAACCACCAAGAGAAUCAGAACCAGACGGAGUUGACGAUAUGUUAUCGGCUGAAAAAUAUCAUCUAGUUAACCUGAAGAAAAUAUUGGAAUUAAAUUGUAAAAAUGUCGUAGAUCAAAUGCAGAGAUUAGACGAAGUAAGAACAAGAGUAGCUAAAAUUGGAAAAGAACGUUCUCUGGUAACAGAACUUAUAUGUCAAUGUCUAACACAAGCUUCAAGAACAUUUGAAAUAUCACGAAAUGAAAAAUUAUCAAAUUUACACCAGCAAACUCCGAGAACAGCACCUGUACGAUCCAAAUCCGCGAGUGGAUUUAAAUUCAAUCGUCACGCUGCUUCAUCAUCAUCUACAAUAAAUCUAAGAAAAAUUUCACCAGAGGCAACAUUACUCGAUGAAAAUGGUUUACCGUUAACUGGAAAUUUAUCAGCGUUUACCCCCGAUGUUAUUAAUGUAUUUAAAGAUGCCUCAAAAUUAAUCGAAGAAUCCCGUGAAAUCAAAAAACAAGUUAUAAGACAGAUCAAAGAUGCAUUUAAUGAAGCAAAAUCAUGUUCACUUACCGUUCAUCAAAGUCUCGCACAGCGUCUUGCCGAUAUAAUUACAUUAGCUCAAAAUUUAACAAUUUCAUUAGGAGAGAAUAGUCUAGCUCAAAAUCGUGCACAACGCUGGCUCGAGCUGACAAUUGCAGCGCAAAAUGCAAACUCCGGACCAGUCAGUUCUUUCUAUUUGAAAACAGCUGAACGUCUCGAUAGACCAAUUAUUCGCACAUUUCAACGACAUCCAGGAAAUCAACUUUCCGAAGCGAAAAUUACAAUUAAGUCCACACAAAGUUUGGCACAAUCCGCUUUAGAAACAGCUAAACAAAUUCAUACAUUAAAAAUAGUUGGUCAACGUUUACAAAAUAAUUUAAUCGAUAAAGAAGUAGCAUUAAGUGUUGAUUCCAAUUUAUUACGUCGACGACGUGAACGAUCAAAUCAUAAAUGGAAUGUUACAAAAUACGUACAUGUUUAA